CCGUAUUUUGUUUCUCAUUUUAGCGGUUUUACAUAUCUUUCUCAGGCUGCGUUCCGUUUCAUAGGUGCCUCCGUAGCGUCGUUCCCCGAGGAGGCCUCUGUCGAUCUCUUUCUCGAAUUGUUUGCAAAGCUAAUUUUCAUUCAUACACCUCCUCUUGGAACUCCAUUUCCUCUCCCUGCUGCAGCCAUGGCUUCCGAGGGUUUCAGCGACAAAAAUGGUAUUUUCCGGAAGCUUCGUGCGAAAGCAGAAAACAAAAUUUGUUUUGAUUGCAACGCGAAGAACCCAACAUGGGCCUCGGUGACUUAUGGCAUCUUCCUGUGCAUAGAUUGUUCGGCUACUCAUCGCAGACUUGGCGUUCACAUCAGCUUUGUCAGGUCAACUAAUUUAGACUCAUGGACUCCCGAGCAAUUGAAAAUGAUGUACUUUGGUGGGAAUAACCGUGCUCAAGUGUUCUUCAAGCAGCAUGGAUGGACGGAUGGAGGCAAGAUUGAGGCCAAGUAUACUUCCAGGGCUGCUGAACUGUACAAGCAGCAGCUCUCAAAGGAAGUUUCUAAAAGCAUGGCUGAUGAUUCAGGCUUACCAUCAUCACCUGUUGCUUCUCCUGUAUCUCCAACUAAUGGAUUUUCUGAAUUUAAGACAAAUGAAGGAGAUAAAGAAAGUGCUUCUAUUAAGGAUGAAACUCAUGUAGUUCCUGCCUCACCUAAGGCUACUCAUUCAGUUGUUUCCACAUCUUUCAAGAAGCCUAUGGUUGCAAAAAAAGCUGGGAAGUCAGGCGGGCUAGGUGCUCGGAAGCUCACUACAAAGACAAGCGAAAGUCUCUAUGAUCAAAAACCAGAAGAACCACCAAUUCAGUUGCCCUCUGUCUCUGCAAGUAACACCCCUUUAGCUGGUUCAUCAUUUACUUCCCGAUUCGAGUACACAGAAAAUGUGCAAUCUGUGCAGACGAAUACUGGAGGCUCUCGUGUUCUAAACCACAUUGCUCCUCCAAAGGCAUCCAAUUUUUUUGCAGAGUAUGGGAUGGACAGUGGUUUUACUAAGAAGACUAGUUCUAAUUCAUCAAAAGUCCAGGUUGAGGAAACUGAUGAAGCAAGGAAGAAGUUCUCUAAUGCCAAAUCUAUUUCGUCAGCACAAUUUUUUGGGGAUCAACAGAAAGCUGAUGCGGAAGCUACGGUUUCCCUGCAAAAGUUCUCGGGUUCAAGCUCAAUCUCCAGUGCUGACCUAUUUGGUCAUGAUGAUGAUAGAUUGGCCCUUGAUGUCACUGCAAGUGACCUCAUAAACCGUCUCUCUUUCCAGGCACAACAAGACAUCUCCUCCCUUAAGAAUAUUGCUGGAGAAACUGGAAAGAAGCUGAGUUCUCUGGCUUCCAACUUGAUAUCAGACCUCCAGGAUAGAAUUCUGUAAUUGUUUUUUUUUUUAAAAAAGAAGAAAAAGUAAACCAAAAACUCGAGUUUGUGUCACAUACUUGCGGACAUUCUAUGUAGAUGUAAGAAAGAGCCUUUUGAAAUUCUUUAUUACUAAGAGGGGAAAAAACAAACAAGACAUUGGUACCUGCAGAACACAUUAAAUACUUGUUUCUGUUUUGUACUGUAAAAUGUUGAAUAUAUGUAUGGUUUUCGU
This is a messenger RNA of Cuscuta campestris, 1617 nucleotides long. NCBI's taxonomy places the organism in Eukaryota, Viridiplantae, Streptophyta, Magnoliopsida, Solanales, Convolvulaceae. The record is from the annotation of a GenBank genome assembly.